Molecule: messenger RNA, 1839 nt
Organism: Nycticebus coucang (slow loris)
Lineage: Eukaryota; Metazoa; Chordata; Mammalia; Primates; Lorisidae
Gene: B3GALT6
Product: beta-1,3-galactosyltransferase 6
Exons: 1
Coding region: 119-1078 (319 amino acids)
Biological process (GO): glycosaminoglycan biosynthetic process
Cellular component (GO): membrane
Molecular function (GO): UDP-galactosyltransferase activity
Source: RefSeq, a predicted model, not a curated record
GCGCGGGCGUGCGACUUGCGACCUCCGACGCCCGCGCGCGCGUGGCCUCGAGGAAGCCUACAGGGUCUAUAGCGCCUGCGCAUUGUCGCGCCAACCUGGGCCGCGCCCACGCGGGGCCAUGAAACUGCUGCGGCGCGCAGGGCGGCGGCGGGCGGCGCUGGGGUUGGGCGCGCUGGCGCUGGGCGGCGCAGCGCUGCUCUACCUAGCGCGCUGUGCGCCCGCGGGCCCCACGCCCGAGCCCGCGGGCCGCGCAGCGGCCUUUCUGGCGGUGCUGGUGGCCAGCGCGCCCCGCGCCGCCGAGCGCCGCAGCGUGGUCCGCAGCACGUGGAUGGCGCGGCGCGGGGCUCCAGGCGACGUGUGGGCACGCUUCGCCGUAGGCACGGCUGGCCUGGGUGCCGACGAGCGACGCGCUCUGGAGCGCGAGCAGGCGCGACACGGGGACCUGCUUCUGCUACCCGCGCUGCGCGACUCCUACGAGAACCUCACAGCCAAGGUGUUGGCCAUGCUGGCCUGGCUGGACGAACACGUGGCCUUCGAAUUCGUGCUCAAGGCGGACGACGACUCGUUUGCACGGCUGGAUGCCCUGCUGGCUGAGCUGCGAGCCCGCGAGCCCGCGCGCCGCCGCCGCCUCUACUGGGGCUUUUUCUCGGGCCGUGGCCGUGUCAAACCCGGGGGCCGCUGGCGCGAGGCUGGCUGGCAGCUCUGCGACUACUACCUGCCCUAUGCGCUGGGCGGUGGUUACGUGCUCUCCGCCGACCUGGUGCGAUAUCUUCACCUCAGCCGCGACUACUUGCGCGCCUGGCACAGCGAGGACGUGUCGCUGGGUGCCUGGCUGGCGCCCGUGGACGUACAGCGGGAGCACGACCCGCGCUUCGACACCGAAUACAGGUCCCGCGGCUGCAGCAACCAGUACCUGGUGACGCACAAGCAGAGCCUGGAGGACAUGCUGGAGAAGCACCAGACGCUGGCGCGCGAGGGCCGCCUGUGCCGGCGCGAGGUGCAGCUGCGCCUGUCCUACGUUUACGACUGGUCGGCGCCACCCUCACAGUGCUGCCAGCGCAAGGAGGGCAUCCCCUGAGCCCGCGUCUCCGGAGCUUGCAGGGACUUGGCCUGUCCAGCCGGUGGGGCCACGGGGCAGGUGCCAAACCGCCUCACAACAAGCCUAGGCCACAGCCACCAGCUGUGCGCCCCAGCGCCGCACACAUGCGGUCUCUUUCCAGACUCUGUUCUGGAGUCCAGAGUAUCUUGUUUUGGACUCUGGGCGCUGCUGAGGGUCUCCAGCGAAGGGCGUCAUGUCUAGGUAGAAUAUGCCCUGUUAGUGAGUCUUGGCCAGCAGGAGCCUUGCCUGACGUGUUCUUCAAGUGUAAGGUCAGAACAGAGCAACCUCGUCACUCGCCCGGUGCCCUGAGACUUGUUCUGGAGUUCACUGCCCACCCAGGGAACAGUCCACAGGGAAAAUGGCCCGCAGUCAGCCGCAGGCUGAUCUGCAGACCCUCUCUGUUGCAGCUUCCCUACAAGCCCUCAUCAAACAGCGUUGCCGUUGUUUUACUGGGGUAGCUUAUGUCCUUUCGUGUCUGACAUCGGUAUCAUUCCUCAUGUGUAAGUCUGAGGUUAACUUGGUUUCACAUAAAUUAGUUUUCUUGAUAUUUUUGUCUGUCUCCCGAGAAUGCAUUUAUGGUAAAUAUUUGGCAAGUAUAAUUCAUGUGCUUGUGAUGUAAUUGUAAAUUUUUUUGUUUGUUUUUGAGACAGAAUCUCAAGCUGUCACCCUGGGUAGAGUGACGUAGUGUCAUAGUUCACGGCAACCUCCACCUCUUGGGCUCAAGUGAUCCUCUUGCCUCA